Molecule: messenger RNA, 3350 nt
Organism: Oryctolagus cuniculus (rabbit)
Lineage: Eukaryota; Metazoa; Chordata; Mammalia; Lagomorpha; Leporidae
Source: RefSeq, a predicted model, not a curated record
CAGGGCAAGGGAAGUGGGCAGAGAGGCAGAACAACAGGCCCUUGAGGGAAAAGAACCGACUGUGGCCCCAAGGUGGCAGCCUAGGGGCAGUGUGGGGCCCAGGACCAAGGAGGUGCUGGGGGAGGGCUGAGUCGCUUUCCCUGCAGGGAGCAACCUGGUGAUCAGCACCCUGGGGAGCUGCGGGCCUGUGGCUGCUCCUGCCCGACAUGUGCUGUCCCUGUCCUUAUGGUGAGCAGCAGCCCGGUGUUACCAGCAUGCGGCUCAGGAGCUGGUGCCCAGGAGUUCUCAGCACUCUGUGCCUGAAGCCCUGGUCAGUGUUAGGACAGGGCCCUGGUUCCCGCUCUGGACAGUCUGGGCCAUGCCAGCUUGAGGUCCUAUGCAGGUGGUGCUCGGCGGGCUGCUCCCCUGCCCUCCAUCCCAGGAGGACCCCCUGUGUCCACCUCCUACAACUCCUGGGAAGAGGGGCUGGAACAGAGCAGGAGGGGUCAGCAGGGGUUGGGAGUGCUGGGGUCAGGCCUGUGGUAGGACAGCAGGCUGCAACCCUGGGAGUCUCCGUUCAGGUCAUUCAGGGGCAGCCCCGAGUGUGGGAACCUCAGGAAGAAGGACUGGCCAUGAUGGGGCACCCUGUUCCACCUUGUGUUCAAAUAAAGAGGACUUCACAGUUGGGCUGUAAUAAAAUGGCAGAGGAAGAAAUGAGGGGCAGGAGGUGCAGGUUGCCUGAGACUUGGGACCGUUAUGGCAGGUGGCAGAGGGCCCUGGCACCCCUGGUUCUGGGGCAGUUCUGCCAGAGCCCUGCCCUCUUCACCUGGGCCCUGGGGAGAACACAGGCCCCACUUCUGGUGACCUUUAAUUAAGCCAGGGCUGAGAACCCUGACCCCUGCCACAGCAGAGCCACUUGGGAUUGGCUGGCAGGAUUCUGUGACAUCACAGUCACUGAGAAUUGUGCACUCUUGGUUGUCGGCAACCAGUGGCCAGUCGUGCAUCUACUGCCCAACUGACCAGAUGUUGGUAGCGUAGGCAGGAAGCACAUUUCAUAGAAUCUAAUGGAUACUCAAAGGAGAUUGGAUAUGGACGCCCUGAGGUCCGGCAGGGCCCAGGAGCGAGCAGCAAUCAUCUUGAAAUAUGAGCAGGGUCCCCGUAAAUGGCCCCAGUUUCACCUGGGAGAAGAGGACGAUGAGAGUGGAGCCCUCGUCCCAGACAAACUUGGCUUCCUGUGUAAGCAGAAGCCGCCCAGGCAUGGAUGCCUGGCAGUGCAAUGGCGUAAACAUCAGGAGGGCCGCCGACUGCAAAAAUGGAACAAGAUGCUGCGAAAUUUCACCAAGUACCGCAGCAGUGAGAAGUUCCACCGGAGAAUUGAGAAAGGCAUCCCUGCCCAGGUGCGUGGCAAGGUGUGGGCCAUGCUGCUCUCCGUGGAUACCAGGAAGGCCCAGAACCCUGGCAAAUUCGAGGAGAUGAAGGAACGGGCCAGGUUGUGCUCAGAUCAAGUCCAACAGAUCGAUGAAGAUGUAGCACGCACGUUCAGAAGUCACAUCAUGUUUCGAGAGCGAUACGGAGCCAAACAACGCUCCUUAUUUGAGGUGCUCCUCGCAUACUCAAUGUACAACCCCGAAUUGGGCUACAGCCAGGGCCUAAGCCACGUGGCAGCCCUGCUGCUGAUGUGGCUGAGUGAAGAGGAUGCUUUCUGGGCACUAGUCCAGCUCAUGGGGGACAGCCAGCACGCGAUGCAUGAUUUCUACACACCGGACUCCCCAAAACUGGAGCAAUUCCAGCACCACCUGGGAGCUAUCAUGCGUCGCGUGCUCCCCUCCCUGGAGAAACACCUGGAGAAGGAGGGUGUGUGCCUUGAGGACUACACCGCCCACUGGUACAUCCAGUGCUUCCUGGAUGGGGUGCCGUUCCCCCUGGCACUUCGGAUGUUCGACAUUUACAUCCUUGAGGGCGCGCACGUACUCACCGGCAUGGUGUACACCGUCCUCAAGGUCCACCGAAAGCGCCUGAUGAAGAUGUCCAGGGACCACAUCCGGGAGUUCCUGCAGGUGACCCUGAAGCAGGCCUGGUCACUGAGCGAGGAUGCAGUCAUCAGGCAGCUGCGGGCCUCCAUGCGUGAGCUGGGGAAGCUGCAGUGCCUCCUGCCUCCCGAAGAUAAGCCAACCGAAGAUGGCAGCCCGGCCCUGCAGGUGCCGCCUGGCUCUCAGGAGCGCGCUCCCCCACCAGUGUCCAUCAAGACCAUCGUUGCGGAGAGCAAAGGCUGUCACCCUGCUGCUGCAGCUCCCCAGGAGCCAGCGGGGGCUUCAGCUUCUGUCCCCGAGGAGACCGGUCCUCUCGGAUCUGCCGUCCAGCCCGACUCCAAGCAACACACCAAGGAGGAGAAGGGCAGUCGUGGCAAGAGCAGCACCCAGCCCCGCGGCCAGGGCUCCUCCACGGGGGCCUCAGGGUCAGGGGGCGCCACCCACCUCUCGGGCCCACAGUGCUCCUGGCUGGACGAGCCAGGCCCCCUCCGGCGCUGGACUUCCCUGACCAAACUCAACGUGACCUUCCAAGAUGACUCCGACUCUGAGGACGAGGAGUACUACAGCGGCCUGGAGAAGCAGGAAGACGACGAAGAGGAGGAGGAAGAGGAGGAAGACCAGGCUGCUGAGUGUCCUGCGUCUCCCUGGCCAAAGCUGCUUCGGGACCUGAGAUUCGUCCUGCCCGAGACAAUUUUUGAAGAGGACGAGGAGGGAGGCUGUGAAGAGGGUGCCUCCCCAGAGCCCUCGUCCCCAGCCCUGUCUGUGAAGUCCUCAGAGUCUCUGCGUGGCCCAGGCCUCUUGGCCCCACAGAGCUUGCAGAGCAGGGGAGACCUAUCCCGAUGGGGGGGCCUCCCAAAUCUCAGCCCGCCUGUCAAAGGCGCUGAUUUCUGGCCCCUGGAGCUGGGUGGCCAGCAGGGUCUCAGGGCCCCUCCCCCACCUGCCUCAGAGCCCCUGGAUCCCGGGCCCAUGCAGGCUGUGCCAGCCCUGGGAGCAAGGCUGAAGAUGCCCUCCCUGCAUGGGAGCCCCAUGCACUCUGGGGACACUCACGGGCUGGAGCCUGCAGGAGCCAGCUCUGCACUGGGAGACCAGGCCUGUGUGCCCUCCCUGGCUCGAGGCCUCCUUGCUGCCCAUUCCAUGGAGGAGCUGGAUGUGUGUGGGCACCUGGAGGGGAAGAACAGCCCACCAGGUGUCCAGCUCAGACGGGCCAGAAGCUUAGGCUGUCUGAGCACAGCGGCCCCCGAUGGACAAGGCUCCUCUGGAGCUCCUCUCCCCCAUCCUGAGGCUUCACCCUGCUCAUCUCAGCCAAGGAGGCUAGCUUGUCUAUGCCGCCGGCCUCCCUGA